AUGUUUUGUGUAAAGAAUCAAUUUGAUACCCAAGCAAUUCACGAAGCUCUUCAGAUAUCAACAGAAUAUUUCACUCCUUUCUUGUUUUCUCACCAAGCAAAAACAGUAUUUAGCUAUCAUUUAAUACGAAUAUGCAAAACCUUUCAUAUAAUCUUUUAUACCCGCAAUUAUCUUAGUAAAAUGAAACUUUCUGAUCUCCAUUGCAGCAGAACUUUGCGAAAUGCUUGGCAAUUUCUACCUACCUAG
Molecule: messenger RNA, 246 nt
Organism: Clunio marinus
Lineage: Eukaryota; Metazoa; Arthropoda; Insecta; Diptera; Chironomidae
Source: the annotation of a GenBank genome assembly